AUGGCUGCCGGCGGCGGUCGCAAGGGCCCUCGUACGAAGCUCGAGGAUCUGGACUACCAGAAGCUCGACGACCCCGUGGACGAAGGCCCGUGGCACGACGGGCCUCUCUUGGUAGCGUGGGGGGCCGAAGAGAUGUACAAGCCCACGAAGAAGUCCGGGACGAUCGGCCAGAAGGGUCACUCGGUUUGCCCUUGGUUCUUGAAGAAGAGGUGGUACGACUUGGAGGCCACUCAGGCCACCGUCGACGUUCGUGGGGUUUGGCCUUCCGACUUGAAGACCCGAGCUGCGAGUCCACCGGGCUGUCCGUUGGCCGUUUACGGUGCCUGGAAGGCCGCUCGAGAUCAGCCGGAGUUCGUCGCGGCGUUCCUCAUGCUGUGUGCGAUGCUCGAUGCCCUGCUGCCUCUCGAAGGUCGUUCGGUGCUUCAGAUCAUCUGCUCCCACGGCAAGAACCGCUCGGCGUCGCUCGGCGUGGCUUUGUCGGCGGUCUACUCUUUGCCGAUCUGGUUGCCGACUUUCGGGGACUUGCACACCGAAUGGUGGGCGGUCGCUCGCCUUCCCGAUGAGGACGUCGACGACCUCAAGCGGCUGAUCGCUGAGAGCCGGCUCAGUCGUCGAGGGCCGUUCGGAGGCGGUGGUCGUUCGUCGGGGUCGGCCGACGGCGAUGGCACUGGCCCUGGCGAUGGGCCGCCCGGGAAGGUCCACGUGGAGGCCGAUUACGGUCUGGGGCGGUUCGACCCGAAGGACAUCGAGCACCUGAUGCCGUCUCUCGGGAACCCGGUUGUCGAUGCAGUUCGCUGGGAGGUCUGGCGGGUCGCUCCAUCGGUGCUUCUGGAAUUGGAUUCCAUGAACCUGGACAAUGCCUGCAUGCGGUCGGUCGCGAACCUCGCUGGACAUUCGGAUGACGGAGCACGAUUCGUGCGUGAGCUCUUUUCCAUCUUUCAGCGAACUGAUGCGGACGUUCGGACCUACCGGAACCCGUCUGCGGCCAUCACCUCGGCCGUUCGCAAGGAGAUGGACCGGCUCAGGCCCGACAUCGAAAGGGGCCGCUCGGUGUUAUUAAGCUUUGCUUGA
Molecule: messenger RNA, 1071 nt
Organism: Symbiodinium sp. CCMP2592
Lineage: Eukaryota; Dinophyceae; Suessiales; Symbiodiniaceae
Source: the annotation of a GenBank genome assembly